UGGGCAUUUCCUUUCGGAUUAGAUUUCGUUGUCAGAUUGGUAUUUAAAUAUGCUGCAGUAACGAAGCCGGGGAAGCCAGUGGAAACCAAUGACCGCUCAAGAUUCUACGCUAUAUUAUACCUGUAUUAUUGUUUUCAUCAUUUGAUUCGAAAAAGGUAUAUUAUAUAGAACAGUAUUUUGAAGAUUCAACCGCGUCAGAAUUCAAAUGUAAGACGACAUCACAAUUUGCCAGCUUGAUACGUGGAUCAUUUUUGGGAUUCCUCUACAGUUUGAAUGAAAAUCGUGCUUUUUAGCUGUGAUAUGUAAAUGUGCAUGUAAAAAUUACUUAGGAUCACUAGUAUGUGUUUAGUCUAGUCAAGUUACUGGUUUAUAGUGGUCUGUGCAUCUUUGUCUCGUGUUUGGCCUGUAAAGACUUGGGGAACGCUUUCCAUUCAAGGAUAUGUCUGCAUAAUAUUUGAUUGAAAGAAAAAACAAACCAUCUACUAAACCAAUAAGAAAGAGAUCAUCCGAAUUAUUUUAAUAGAAAAAGCACCAAUAGAGGUCCCUAUAGAGUAUAAGAUUGUCCAUUGUCGAAUUGCAUCAUGUUCAGCUGGUUGGGUACCGAUGACAGGAGGAAGAAGGAUCCUGAGGUCUUUCAGACAGUCAGUGAUGGCCUCAAGAAGCUCUACAAAACCAAGCUGUUACCCUUGGAGGAACACUACAAAUUCCAUGAGUUCCACUCGCCCGCCUUAGAGGAUGCCGACUUCGACAACAAGCCCAUGGUUCUCCUUGUGGGGCAGUAUUCCACUGGAAAGACCAGCUUCAUACGAUACCUGUUGGAGCAGGAUUUCCCUGGAAUGCGGAUUGGGCCGGAGCCCACAACAGACUCCUUCAUUGCAGUGAUGCAUGGAGACACGGAGGGGGUGAUCCCUGGCAACGCCCUAGUUGUCGACCCCAAGAAACCCUUUAGGAAGCUCAACUCCUUCGGAAAUGCCUUUCUCAACAGGUUUGUGUGUGCCCAGCUUCCCAACCCUGUUCUCGAGAGCAUCAGUGUGAUAGAUACUCCUGGUAUCCUGUCUGGAGAGAAGCAGAGGAUCAGCAGAGGCUAUGACUUCGCAGCCGUUUUAGAGUGGUUCGCCGAACGCGUGGACCGCAUCAUCCUCCUGUUCGACGCCCACAAGCUAGACAUCUCAGACGAGUUCUCGGAGGUCAUCAAGGCCCUGAAGAACCACGAAGACAAGAUCCGGGUGGUUCUAAACAAGGCUGACCAGAUCGAGACGCAGCAGCUGAUGAGGGUUUAUGGCGCCCUCAUGUGGUCGCUGGGGAAGAUCGUCAACACGCCUGAGGUCAUCCGUGUCUAUAUCGGGUCGUUCUGGUCACACCCAUUGCUCAUCCCUGACAACCGUAAACUGUUUGAGGCGGAGGAGCAGGACCUGUUCAAGGACAUCCAGUCACUGCCCCGCAACGCUGCCCUCAGGAAGCUCAACGACCUCAUCAAGAGGGCACGGCUCGCUAAGGUCCAUGCCUACAUCAUCAGCUCUCUGAAGAAGGAGAUGCCAAGUGUGUUUGGAAAGGAGGGCAAGAAGAAGGAGCUGAUCAACAGCCUGGGAGAGAUCUACAGCCGCAUUGAGAGAGAACACCAGAUCUCCCCUGGAGACUUCCCCAACCUCAAGAAGAUGCAGGAGCAACUGAACGCCCAUGACCUGAACAAGUUCCAGCCCCUGAAGAUGAAACUGCUGGACACAGUGGAUGACAUGCUGGCCCACGACAUCGCCAGCCUCAUGGUGCUGGUCAGGCAGGAGGAGACCAACCGACCCCAGCAGGUGGUGAAGGGAGGGGCCUUUGACGGUACCCUCAACGGGCCCUUUGGCCAUGGCUACGGCGAGGGUGCUGGAGAGGGCAUCGAUGAGGCAGAGUGGGUGGUGGCCCGCGACAAGCCAAUGUACGACGAGAUCUUCUACACGCUGUCGCCGGUCAAUGGGAAAGUGACGGGUGCCAACGCCAAGAAGGAGAUGGUGAAGUCCAAGCUGCCCAACACUGUGCUAGGGAAGAUUUGGAAGCUGGCUGACAUCGAUAAGGAUGGGAUGCUGGAUGAUGAGGAGUUUGCCCUGGCCAAUCACCUGAUUAAAGUCAAACUGGAGGGGCACGAAUUGCCCGCCGACCUCCCCGGUCACCUCAUCCCCCCCUCCAAGAGGAAAAUCCCUGCUGAGUAGACCCACCCCUUGCAUCCUCACUUCCACAGGGCACUGAAGAAGAAAGGGAGUUGGUAGGAGGAAGGGCAGGGAAUGAUCUUUGGGGGGUGCAGGGGUAAAUUCAUCAAGGUUGGACAACCACGCUUCAACAUGAAACAAAAAAAAGUUUCAACUUUGUGGUCAUGCUUAGAGAGAGCAAAAAGAUUGAAAUUGUUGGCUUGCUCUUCUGACCUAUGUAUGUUUUUUUUCUUCUUUUUUUAAAUUAAACUGGGUUGAAGGGGGUAAAGGUCAUGGUUCAGAGUUGGGGGAACUGAUAUUGGACUCUUACUGACUGCACCACCAGCAUGCCAUAUUAUUAAACACCCCCACUUAGAGUGUGCUAUCUGUGACAAUAACCUGCAUUAUCAUUGGAUACAUGAACCCUGUCUGUUUCUCAAGCAUAAACGAUUUUGUAUUUUAUUUGAGCCAGAAUUUGAACCUACGUCAUAUUUCCCUUGGCAUAAAAUAGGCAUGUUUCAAAAAGGAUCAACUUAAUCUUAAUCCUCUUUAUUACUUAUCAUCUUUAAAAUACAAUAACGGCUAAAAUGCAGUGAUAUGAACCCUUUAAAAAAAAAUUUUGGGACAUAUUCUAUUUUCUUCUUGUGAACAGGCGGCAUCCUAAACAUGCAGGCCCUUUGUAGCCUGACCAAGAGACUGUUACAACUGUAUGGCUGUCAUGUCGGAAAUCUGAGAGUUGGUAGACCUUUAAAUGUAUAAUGUUUUGAAAGUGCUUUCUAGUAACUUGUAUCCCUGUCCAACGUUUGUAUGUUUAUACCUACGUAUUUCACCUAUUAUUUAGAAUACUUCACUGUUGAGGGAAAGAGACUUCAAUCGUUCCAUAGACAAGGAGGGGAACUGACAAUGGAAACGGACAAUUUCCUUAGGUAAACAGUGCUCACUGAAUGCAUAACUAAUUAGAAAAGAAAGGGUUUUAAAUCAAGCACUUUCAUUCAAUUAUUGUACUCAGAUCGCUUCCCUCAAUACUGUAGAUGGCACAAAAAAUAGUUACAUUCUCCCUAUACUGUGACUUUCAAUGUUCAUCAUAGAGUGUAUGUCUACCAUAGAGACUAGGUUCUAUAUUUUAUGAUAUCCACUAGUGUUGUAGUUGAGACCACUUCUGGAUAUUAUCCACCAUAAAGAAUACAUCAUAAUCAAAAUACCCCGUGUUUGUGUACCUGAUUGAUCAGAAACAGAAAUUGAAUAGGUCAAAUAUAUAUGGGUAUUGUAUAUAGAAAAGGCCCCCUAAUUGCGUGUUCAGGGCAAGUUUAAUUUCGUAGCUACAGUAAUACUGGGACCAUGUUGGGGGAACACUGGUCUGAAAGGACUUCUUAGGGGAACUGAUAUGUUGAGAGAAUAUACAGCACACAGUAUGAAAGGGCUCUAUUCAAUCCGUAGCACUGAAGAUCCGCUUUAUAGAGCGAUUGACAAUUAAAGACAAUGUUCCCGUGGUCGCGGAGACUGCAUUCACGGUAAACGCUGCGUAUGUCGACUCAAUCAGAAUGAGAGUUUCUCCCACUCUGUACACAAGGGGUAAGUUUCUUUCCCUGGCUGAUAUGACUGAUACUAUUUUCUCCUGCUGUCAGUCUGUUGCUGCUGACAGGACGCUAGGUAUCCUGUUGUCAUCAAUCUGUUGCUGCUGACAGGACGCUAGGUAUCCUGUUGUCAUCAAUCUGUUGCUGCUGACAGUACGCUAGGUAUCCUGUUGUCAUCAAUCUGUUGCUGCUGACAGUACGCUAGGUAUCCUGUUGUCAUCAAUCUGUUGCUGCUGACAGUACGCUAGGUAUCCUGUUGUCAUCAAUCUGUUGCUGCUGACAGUACGCUAGGUAUCCUGUUGUCAUCAAUCUGUUGCUGCUGACAGUACGCUAGGUAUCCUGUUGUCAUCAAUCUGUUGCUGCUGACAGUACGCUAGGUAUCCUGUUGUCAUCAAUCUGUUGCUGCUGACAGUACGCUAGGUAUCCUGUUGUCAUCAAUCUGUUGCUGCUGACAGUACGCUAGGUAUCCUGUUGUCAUCAAUCUGUUGCUGCUGACAGUACGCUAGGUAUCCUGUUGUCAUCAAUCUGUUGCUGCUGACAGUACGCUAGGUAUCCUGUUGUCAUCAAUCUGUUGCUGCUGACAGUACGCUAGGUAUCCUGUUGUCAUCAAUCUGUUGCUGCUGACAGUACGCUAGGUAUCCUGUUGUCAUCAAUCUGUUGCUGCUGACAGUACGCUAGGUAUCCUGUUGUCAUCAAUCUGUUGCUGCUGACAGUACGCUAGGUAUCCUGUUGUCAUCAAUCUGUUGCUGCUGACAGUACGCUAGGUAUCCUGUUGUCAUCAAUCUGUUGCUGCUGACAGUACGCUAGGUAUCCCGUUGUCAUCAAUCUGUUGCUGCUGACAGUACGCUAGGUAUCCUGUUGUCAUCAAUAUGUUGCUGCUGACAGUACGCUAGGUAUCCUGUUGUCAUCAAUCUGUUGCUGCUGACCGUAAGCUCGGUAUCCUGUUGUCGGCAAUUUGAGUAGACGUUGCAAAUGAUACGGUAGCCAAUAAAGGCGACCGAGCCAAGCAUUUCUCAUUCUGCUUCCUGUUUUUGUUUUGAUUAACUUCAGUAAGACUAUUUGAUCUCCUGAGACAGUCCCUUUCCAGAUGUCAGGGAGCUAUGAAUCUACAUGGACACAAAUCAGAUGACUGUUUUCAUGCACGCCAAUUAAAGGGAUGUAUUUUGAGUCCGAUUGCAGCUUCUGAUUGUAUCGCACCUCACAUGUGCUCAACAGUUAUGCUUCACAUGUACACAACCCAUUCAAUGAUAACUACAUACACUGGAUGCCUGCUCUGUGUUCAUCACAACGACUGUAAAUCCAUUGUACAGCCCCUUGUAAAUGAGAACACACAGUCUUCCCUGUCUAGCUGGUGGAGAAUACUCAGACAGCUGCUGGGGUGGCACUCGCUGAUCUAUAGGCUAAUGUGGUGUAUCACAAGUGGAGCUGUCGGUGAUGUUUGUGCAGUCACCUCUCUGAGCCAUGAAUAUAGAGAGUUAGAAGGGGUGUCCUGGGAUAUGGAUCUUUUCAUUCAGUUGUAUUAACAAUGAGCGGUCUACUUGGUAAACCACAGUACCCUGCGUGUGUCUGUCUGUACCAUAUGUGCGCGUGUGAAUAACAGACUUGCAGAAAACCAGUAGCCAUGUUCAUGUGUAUGUUGUUCUAUGUAACUGUUCUCCAGUUGGUGGGAAGUUGGAUGGUGAAACAUUCCGCAUAUUAUGUUCUGCUUUGAAAACAAAAUAAAGCUCAUUCAUUUAUUACA
Molecule: messenger RNA, 5483 nt
Organism: Oncorhynchus kisutch (coho salmon)
Lineage: Eukaryota; Metazoa; Chordata; Actinopteri; Salmoniformes; Salmonidae
Product: EH domain-containing protein 3
Exons: 6
Coding region: 582-2192 (536 amino acids)
Biological process (GO): endocytosis; endosomal transport
Cellular component (GO): plasma membrane; cytoplasm
Molecular function (GO): protein binding; calcium ion binding; GTP binding
Source: RefSeq, a predicted model, not a curated record